Molecule: messenger RNA, 2717 nt
Organism: Girardinichthys multiradiatus
Lineage: Eukaryota; Metazoa; Chordata; Actinopteri; Cyprinodontiformes; Goodeidae
Product: gastrula zinc finger protein XlCGF57.1-like
Exons: 2
Coding region: 161-1825 (554 amino acids)
Biological process (GO): regulation of transcription by RNA polymerase II
Molecular function (GO): RNA polymerase II cis-regulatory region sequence-specific DNA binding; DNA-binding transcription factor activity
Source: RefSeq, a predicted model, not a curated record
UGUCGUUUUUACGCUAACCCAGGUCGUCUACUGUUCAUGGAAAAACAAGCUCUUUAGUUACUAUGGUGACAGAGAAUGAAGGUGGCUGUGCAGAUGCCUGUUCAAACAAAGGGGACAGAAAACGCCAACACAAAGAAAGAGUCUGAGGCCCCGUCGGAGAAUGUUUCCAGCUCCUGUAACAGCUCCGUGGAUCCAGGCUGGCAGAAAUGUUAGUGUUCGGCCUGGUUCGUGUGAAACGAGCCUCCGGUUUGUUUUGCAAAGAGCGGACACCAUGAAGGAAGUGAAUUAUGUCCACCAGAACACUGCAAGUCUGCCUUUGGAGGACGAAGUGCAGAUGAAACAGUUCGGUGUCCGUCAGCCGCAGGAUGUUGGCAGACCCCAAACAGCUGCAGAUGUUCAGCCAUUGGGGGCGAUGAAAGAAAAGGUUCCCUGGAGCCCCAGUCUGGAUCAGCAGAACCCAGAUCCCCUCCAAAUAAAAGAGGAAGAGGAGGAACUCUGGAUCAGUCAGGGGGGAGAGUAUCUUUACGGGCUGGAUGAAAAUGAAUACAGCCAGCUUCCAUUAACUGUUAUAGUGAAGACUGAAGAUGAGGAAGAGGAACCUCAGACUUCAGAGCUUCGUCAGAGCCAAACUGACCCCAAAGAGGUCGAGCGUCCAACGAGCAGCUCAUUUAAAUGGAUCAAAACAGAAACUGACGGAGAGGACUGGGGACGACUGGAACUGGUCAAGAAACCAGGUGCUUCAAGGCCAAAGACUGGUGCAGAGGUUUUAGACUCCUCUGAGACUGAAUUCAGUGAAGAUGACGAUUGGCAGGAACCUUUGUCAGAGGCAGACUCUGGCUGUAAGGGACGAAGAGCAGCAGAGUCAGGAAUGGGCAGUGAUAAUGGAUGCAGCACUGUCAAAAAGCCCUUCAGCUGCUCCGAGUGUGGUAAACAGUUUCUAUACAGGCAGUCUCUGAAGAGACACAUGAGACGCAACACAGAAAAAAGCUCCUCCAGCUGUUCAGUUAAUCAGAAAUGUUCUGAAGUGAAACAAAAUGCAGAUUCAAAGACCAAAGUCCACACAGGCAAGAAAAACUUCAGCUGCGAUAUGUGUGGCAAAACAUUCAGAGAUCAUUUCAGCCUAAAAUCUCACAUGAGAGUCCACUCUGAGGAAAAGCCCUUUGGCUGUGCAAUUUGUGCCAAGUGCUUUAAGCACGAGCACAAUCUGAAGAUACACAUGAGAAUCCACACCGGAGAGAUGCCGUUUAGCUGUGAUGUUUGCGGUAAAAGAUUUAAGCAUCAGCACAAUCUGAAGACGCACAUGAGAAUCCACACAGGGGAGAAGCCUUUUGUGUGCGAUAUCUGUGGCAAAAGAGCAAGACACCAGAAUAACCUGAAGACCCACAUGAUUGUCCACAGAGGGGAACGGCCCUUCGGUUGUGAUCUAUGUGGCAAAAAGUUCAACCGUAAGACGAGUCUUAGGGCGCACAUGACGGUUCACACAGGCGAAAAACCUUUUGCCUGCGAGAUCUGUGGUAAAAGUUACAAACGCAAAACACACCUUAGGACUCACAUGACCGUCCACAAUGAAGAAAAGCCUUUUGGCUGUGAUGUCUGCGGUAAAAGGUUUAACCGUAAAACGCAUCUCGGGACGCACAUGGCGGUCCACACCGGUGAGAAGCCUUACAGCUGUGACUUCUGCGGUAAAAGAUUCACCCGGAAAACGCAUCUAGAUUCCCACAUUACAGUUCACACAGGAGAAAAACCGUUCGGCUGCGCCGUCUGUGGGCAGGAAUUCUCCCAGCAGGGAAGUUUAAACAGACACAUGACAUUGCACUUAGGAUAAAAGCACAUUUAGUCAGAGGAUUUAAUGUGAAGGAAAUACUUGGAGGUAAAAUUUAAGGCUACCUGCACCUCCAUAACUGAGGUGGCUCGUCUUAUUGUAUGUCUUUGUUUGGAUUUUGACUUUAUUUACUACAAGUAUGAGUGUUAUAACUCGUAACAGUGCAGGAGGGUGCAGCAACUAUGAGCAAUGAGUUUUUUUCUCUACUUUUUUCCCUUGGUUGGUACUGUUCAGAAACACUAAGUAACAUAUUCCUAUUGUUAAUAUUGCUCCUGUAGCAGGUGAAUAUGUGGGUUUUCACAAAAGGCCGGAUAUUCCUGCAGUGUUUUCUUAUGCCAUAGCUCAUCUUCAGAAGCAUGACAUGCAUAAUGAGUCAGUGUAAAAAUCAUCAGUUAUCGAUAUGAAGGGAACACUUUGAGGUAUUUGGGUCUGAUAGCUCCUAAAUCUUGCCAAUGAAGCAAUACUUUGUAAAAUGACCACCAGCAACCUACUUGACAAAUCAAAUCUGAAAUUAAAACCAAAAUAAUAAUAACCAAUAAUCAUGGUUAAAGAAGCAUGAAUUUAGCAUUUAAAGACCAAGACUGAGAGUGAGCUGGAGUGUGAAGACAUUGUUUUUUGUUUCUUGGUGGACUUCAGUUCCUGACUAAUAAGUUUAAACACUAGUUUAGUUCACCAGAUAAGGACCAAGGAUUAUACUGUUGUAAAAAUGACUGAGCCUAACAGUCGCUUGUAUGUAUUUGUGUCCGCAAGUUAAUAUUUUCACUUACCUUUAAUUACAAAGCAGAGAAGCAGACUAUGACCAAGGGUGUUUAUGAAAAAAUGUCCGAAUAUGGAUGUCAACACAUAUAAAUAAGUUGUAUUUGAUUUAAAUAAACUUUGCUUUUCUUUAAAAGUU